AAAACAUAUAACAUGUUUUGAUUUUUCGGCUUUCGUUUAACACGCAUACUUUAUUCAUCAUCGAGUUGACUGCAUCAGUAUUACUAUUUUAAUAUUUUCGUGUGUGCUGUUGUAUACAUCAAAUAAUAUCAUGGACACCCCUAACCACGGAUCCGUUAAGGAUAUGGGAGAUAUUGGAGAAGUUUUACGUGACGUGACUGAUUUAUCACCUGAAGAUUUGAAAAAACAGAAUAGAAACCUACAGAAAUUUUUAGUUAAAGUGAUUGAUAUGUUAAAAGAAAAGGCCGAUCGAUGUGUCACACAGGAAAAACAUAUUGAAGCGCUCACGUUACAAACGACUUCAUUGAAAGAAGUUGUGGACAUCACAAAACACAUGUUGGCUAUUCGUAACACAGAAGUGAAUCGUAUGACAGAAGAUUUGGAAAGUCUUCAAGGCAAAAUCAACGAAGAGAGAACUCGUCACAGUGCAAUAAUUGAAAAAAUGAAUUUAGCCGCUAAGUUAAAUGAUGAACUCAGAUCUGAAUAUAAACAACAAUCUGAACGUUUUGAAAAUAUGCGCGUUAAGUACGACGAAAAGUUUUCAAUACUUUCGGAAGAAAAUAAAAGAUUACAAGAUGCACAACCCACCGAAACGACUGAUUGAAAAGCUUUUUCUAACUAUCUAUUUUUAAAUGUACGUAAGCAAUAACUAUUAUUUAACAUUUAACUAAUAUAUAAUUAUUUAUUGUUCUACAAAAAAAAAAACUGUUGUAUAACAAUUAUUACAAGAGAAUAAUUUCCAAAACAAUAAAAAAAAAAAAUACAAAAUUAUAAAAUCUAUAAUAAAAUAAAUUCACUUGACGAUCUUGAGCACGAUAUCAAAUAACCAGAUGACCGUGAUCUUGAUCCAUUAAACACAAUUUAUAAGAUUAUCAAUUUGGAUAUCUAUAUGUUAUUUAUUUAAUGUUUUGAAUGUAUAAUGUAUGUAUAUAAUGUAAUAUGUAUGGAAUCAAUAUAAUUAUAUCGGUAUAGGAUAGAUAAUAUAGACGAAUAGAUGGCGAAUCACUUACCUUUAUUAUAUUAAUAUCUAGCUUAAAAUAAUGAACUAUUUCAGUUCAAUUUUAGAAUCAUAAAACCAAUAGAAAAAUAUAAUAUUGUUUCCACAAUUCCACACUAUAAAUAACUAUUCAACAUGAACAUGUUUUUAAAAAAUUAUCAUGAUUCUAUUUAUCAACUACAUAUUUUAAACAAUAUCGAAUAUAUACAAUUACGAAAUAUCUAGUUAUUGAAAGCAUGAUAAUUCUUAUAAAUGUUAAAUUAUUGUAUAUUUAAUUUUCCAUUGCAUAGUAUGUAUAAUUAAUUACAUUUAUAUAUAUUUGUUAUAUUUAUGAAAAUAUAUACAUUUUAAUAGGC
Messenger RNA from Rhopalosiphum padi (bird cherry-oat aphid), 1392 nucleotides. RefSeq lists its product as uncharacterized. Lineage: Eukaryota; Metazoa; Arthropoda; Insecta; Hemiptera; Aphididae. The record is from RefSeq and is a predicted model, not a curated record. The transcript has 4 exons. The coding region runs from base 131 to 643 and encodes 170 amino acids.